UAGUCUCCCCCAUCCUUUGUGAAAACCUCAGGGCAUCAGUCGUCAGCAUUCAGUCUGUUGAAGUGGCUAUUGAACCAUGCCCCAGCCCGGGCCCCAGGACAGCUGACGCCACAGAGAGGAGCACAUCUUUGGGAAAUAAGGCCUUGGCAAAACAGACUUUAUGUAUUGUGAUUUUUUCUACUGCAGGACAGAAGGAGUGAGUGGAGGGGAGCACCUGAGAAGACUGGGGCAAAGAGUCAGAGAGAUGAGUCCUGAGCCGUGCAGCUCGGUGAAGACACAACACGAUACACACCUGAAACUAAAACUGAAGGAAACACAACCGCACUACUGGUAACAAAAGAAAGGGAGGGCUGGGGGGACCUGGAGGGAGCACCAGUAGCUGUCAAUCUAUCCUUAUAACCAGCCAGCGGCAAUGCAGGGGCUGAUGUGGAGCCUCUGCACCCUGCUCUUCCUCUCCCUUUGGGAGGAAAGUCACUGCAGGAGCUCCAGGGAAGCCCGGAGGACCAAAGAGCUUUCUCUCCACAGGAGUAAAAGAGCCCCCAUUGAUCCCGAUGCUAAAAAGUGUUCCUACACCUUCCUUGUUCCUGAGCAGAGAAUCACAGGUCCAAUCUGUGCCAGCACCACAGGCCCCGAGCCAGACAAGGACAGAGUGACCCGAAUGGACAUUUCGGAUGUGCGGGAGGUGCUUAGCAAACAGCGGCGUGAGAUUGAGACACUGCAGCUGGUGGUGGAUGUAGAUGGUAAUUUGGUGAAUGAGAUGAAGCUGCUGCGGAAAGAGAGCAGGAACAUGAACUCCAGGGUGACCCAGCUCUACAUGCAGCUGCUGCAUGAGAUCAUCAGGAAAAGAGACAACUCUCUGGAACUGGCCCAGCUGGAGAACCGCAUCCUCAAUGUGACUUCUGAGAUGAUGCGACUGGCUUCGAGGUACAAGGAACUGGAGGCCAGGUUUGCCACAAUGGCCGGGGUGGUCAACAACCAGUCUGUUCUCAUCUCGGCACUGGAGGAGCAGUGUCUGAGGACACUGGGACGCAGUGAGCUGCCUGUAGUUCCUCCACUGGUACAGGUGGUACCGCAGAAUCUACCAGUUAACAACCGUUUCACCAACGAGAUACAACGGGACAAUAACAACCGGGCCUUUCCCAGAGGUUCACACAUGGACUCUCCCACUGCAAGCCCAUUUGGGAUUGACCCUCCACCACCGCAGGGAACACUUACCUCUGAUGGACCUUUUAAAGACUGCUACCAGGUGCGACAGGCAGGCUACACCACCAGUGGUAUGUACCUGCUUAAAACAGAUGCCAGUGAUCGGCUGAUCCAAGCCUGGUGUGAACAUGGCCUUGAUAAUGGAGGAUGGACAGUGUUGCAAAGGAGGAGAGAUGGCUCUGUUAACUUCUUUCGGAACUGGGAGAACUACAAGAGAGGAUUUGGAAACAUAGAUGGUGAACACUGGCUUGGGUUGGACAAUAUUUACAACCUGGGGAAACAGGGCGACUAUAAGCUGAUGAUAGAGCUGGAGGACUGGACGUUGAAGAAAGUGUAUGCCGAGUACAGCAGCUUCCACCUGGAGUCAGAGAGCGAGGGUUAUCGGCUGAGGCUCGGCACCUACCAGGGCAACGCCGGGGACUCGUUCAGCAGUCACAACGGCAAACAGUUCACCACACUUGAUCGCGACAAGGAUGCAUUUACUGGUAAUUGCGCCCACUUCCAUAAGGGUGGCUGGUGGUAUAAUGCUUGUGGCCAGACCAACCUGAACGGUGUAUGGUACAGCGGGGGAGUUUACCGCAGCAAAUUUCAGGACGGAAUCUUCUGGGCAGAGUACGGAGGAGGUUUCUACUCCCUCAAGUCAGUCCGCCUCAUGAUCCGACCGAUCGACUGAAACAUUGGACUUAGUUCCCUUCAAAUGCACGUCCGUUUCCUUCCUUAUCUUUAUCUACCCAUACACAAAGUCUCCAAAAGUCAAAACCAGGAGUCCCUGCCAUUAUACAAGAGGGCCUUGUAAAAUACAAAGGAGGAAGAGACGGUGGCAUGCGUUUAUGGCCAGACAAUAAUGACUCCAGCAGUCUAAGCAGUGAAAUUGCUUCCAAGGUGACUUUGAGAUGAAGACUGCUAUUGCUCUUCUGUAGUAAUUGUUCUCCACUUUUCAGUCUGGAAAGUAGUGGUCAAUCAAGCGCCCUGGGACCAUUAAGUAUUACUUCAAAGUGUCCUGCUUUACUCACUCUUGUUGAAACUCAGUAUGUUAUAAUGGGAAAUGGUCAUUUAA
Messenger RNA from Etheostoma cragini (Arkansas darter), 2260 nucleotides. It is a transcript of the gene angptl1a, whose product is annotated as angiopoietin-like 1a. Gene Ontology annotation, biological process: cell surface receptor protein tyrosine kinase signaling pathway. The coding region runs from base 413 to 1876 and encodes 487 amino acids. NCBI's taxonomy places the organism in Eukaryota, Metazoa, Chordata, Actinopteri, Perciformes, Percidae. The transcript is spliced from 6 exons. The record is from RefSeq and is a predicted model, not a curated record.